AUGGCAACAAAUAAUGGCAUCACUGAGUCGCAAUAUUUUCACGAGGAUAUAGUGUACAGAGUUGACAAAAAAGGCAACGUUGAAUUCGGUAUUGUGAUGGAGAAUGACGACCAAGAUAUGUCUGACGAGAGUGAGGACAGUGAAGGUGGUCCUAAACGUAAGAAAGGUGAAAUACGUGUUGUCUGGCAUCCUUCUGGAGUUAAAGAGCUCAUUAAUUCAAAAAAGGUUCAUCUAGCAGACAGGUCAUUGAUGCCUGGAGACGUAGUGCGACGUAUGAUCAAAGGUAAAGAUACCCAGAGAGGUUAUUGCCGUGACAUUGAGCUCACAGCUUGUGUUCAGGUAAUUGGGACCAAGCAAGUAUUGACUAACAUCAAAAGCGAAAAUUUAACGCCACUUGAAGAAUUCGGCACGGAUAUUGCAGUCUGCAUGGAUUCCUGGGUCGGAGGAAUCAGAAUGGUCCACUUCAAGCUCUGGUUAGCGACCCCAGACGGUUCUCAAUGUGUGAUAAAUGAAAUGGAUGCUCAAGGACUGGCUCACUUUGAAGAAAAGCGCGACCAUGACAACGAUUUUCCUCAUUCGUCAGAGUUUUAUCCCGGACAAUGUCUGUGGGGACCGAUCCAGUGUCUAGAAGACGCCGAGUGGAUCCAGUGUUCCAAGGAGAUGCUAUCAAAACGUAAAUUUAAACCUCAAAAGAAAACUAAGAUAAUUGUGCAAGAAGUAAAGGCUGACUGGGUCGGCGUGCACUGGCAGUGUCGCGCGUACUCCAAAGACGGCGCGUGGUCGGAUCAGGCCCAGCCGAAAUUUUUAGUCGAGGGUGCGGAUUUAAAAAAGCUCAAGUUGCUCAAUGUCUUUGAGCCUUCAACCCUUCAGGUAGGGGAUCGAGAUUUCUAUGUCUACAAAGGAACUGAAAAUGUGAUAACUCGCGAGCAGUGGCGCAAGCACCAGCGCGAAGUCUUUCAGGUUCCGAAACCUAGUCCGAGAAAGUCAAGAGCCAAAUUUGAGGAUAAGCUAAAGAAAGAUUUAGAAAAUAAAAAUUCACGGGACUCCAGUGUACAAAAUGGGAAUAAUUUAAUGCCUCCUAAUCAUAAUCAAGGAGGCAAUACUGAGAGUUCUGAUGAUUGGGACACUGAAGACACAGGAAGUCAGAGUGAUACUGCGUCGAUGUCCAGCGGAGCUUCUAGUCUUUCUUCAAUGGGGAAAAAAAAGAAAGGCCCGGCGCUGAUGACCAAAGUACUGAAGAAAAAAAAGCUAGUCAAGGCCAAAAAGAGGAUACCUCCGGCGCCUUUGGUUCCUGGGUCAACUAUUGUUGUAGAGACACUGUCGACUAAUACUAAAGCCAACGUUGUCUGGCAAGACGGCUCCGUGGAAUUGGGGAUCCCUUCUACUCAACUUUAUCCGAUCCAUCAUCUUGAUGACAAGGAAUUUUUUCCAGGGGACUUUGUUGUCGAUCAGAAAGAAGAGUCUCGCAUGUAUGGAGUGGUGCAGAGUGUCGACCAUCAAGGACGGACAGCCAAGAUAAAGUGGUUCCGUACCUACACGUCUAGUCAAUCGCCUCAGCCGACUCUUCUAGAGGAGCGAGAAGUUUCGGUUUAUGAUCUGAAAGAUCAUCCAGAUUUUCAGUACCGUCCGGGAACUUUGGUAAUACGAAUUGCUAAUUUUGAAGGCGAGGACGCUGGCUGUACUGCUGGACAGGUGUUAGAUAACUAUCCUGAGGGGUCUGUUAAAGUUUGGUGGGUCGACGGUCACGUGAGUAUGUGCUGGCCGCAGGACUUGUACAAAGUAGGAGAGUACGACAGCGAUGAACGCGAACUUUGGGAUGAAGUUUCUUCAGACGCUUCUUGGGAAACCGAGCUGGAGGAUUGUUUUAUUGCAGACAAUGACGGGACUGAGCAAACGGAGAAUAUAAAACCUAAGCUAGCUGCACAUAUUGAGAAAGCCAGGAUCGCAAUGUCGAGAUUGGAAGAAAUUUUCACCCAGAAUCCAGCUCUGCAGACUACUGAAGUCAUGCGGAAAUUGUUGGAGGUUUACAAAGACUGUCGGUACAUGGAUAAAUUAAUGGGAACUUCCUUCUUCCAUGAGAGUAAUUUUCAGGGACUGUUGGAGCGCGUGAGAGAACGCGGCCGUGCCAAUGUGGCCCAGAGGAUGGCUGAUCAAGUCACUAGACUAUUUACUCAUCAGUCGGGUGGAUCAGAGUCAGAGGACGGGGAUAAUAUUGAAAAUACUGCGGGUGCAUUGGAGAAAAUUGCGACGACCAUACGCGACACGGUUGAAGCCUGCGCUGGGAAUUCUACUGGCAAUCCUCAUCCGACUGAAGACUCGGGACUUUUUUCAGCGGAGCAUUCUAAAAAAGAGUCCGGCUCCAGUGAAUCUAGCGGUGAAUUUCCUCUCGAUGAUCGCUCACCAGCUCCAGGAGAUUUAAGUAUUGAUGAGAAUGGACAAAAACCUCGCGAGACAUUUUCAAAUAGUCAUAUUGCCAACUCUCAUGUCUGCGUUAAAUUAUGUACAUUGAUAAAAGCUCAAUUGUUGUUAGCUCACGCCGAAGUCUCCAAGAGAUUCGGUCUAGCUCGCAUGUCACUGUCCGACGCGGCUAAAAAUGGCUCACCGCUAAAACAAGAUAAAGCUAAAGAAGAAGAAAAAAAAGUUGAAGCAAUUGCUCUGGAUUGUUCAUCAUCGGAUGUUGAAAUUCCACCACUGGUUUAUUCUGAUGGCGAGGGAUUCACGAUAGAAGAAAACGCUCCAGAUAGCCACAAGUUUAAGCUAACAAUGUUCCAGCCAACGGAUCCAGCUAAUUUUUUCCGUACUGUUUCUAAAGAAUUGAAGCUGUUGCGCAGCUCUUUGCCACCCGGCAUCUGGGUCAAAGGUUUUGAAGACCGGAUAGAUUUAUACAGUGUCAUGUUCCGGGGUCCGGAAAAAACUCCCUACGAGGACGGUUUAUUUUUAUUUGACUUUCAAUUAUCUGCUGAUUACCCAACAGCACCGCCGCUCUGUCACUAUAUCUCUUACUGUAGCGAUCGACUGAAUCCGAAUCUCUAUGAAGACGGUAAAGUUUGCGUUAGUCUACUGGGCACUUGGGCUGGCCGUGGAACUGAAGUCUGGACCAGCUCUUCGACACUUCUUCAAGUAAUUGUGUCCAUUCAGGGAUUGAUACUUGUCUCCGAGCCGUACUUUAAUGAAGCUGGCUUUGAAAAGCAGAAGGGCUCACAGCAAGGUCGCGAGAACUCUCGUAUGUACAAUGAAAUGGUGGUACUCAAACUUGUUCAAUCGCAAACAAAAUUACUUCAACAUCCACCGUCGGUUUUUAAAGAUGCCAUUAUUGAACAUUUUACGAAAAAUGCUGAAAAAUUGCUUGAACGACUUGAUAUUUGGAUGGAAAUUUCUGAACAACAUAACAAUCAACAUCCUUUUACUGAGUACGUUAGCAUAAGUGAAACGAAAAAAGAUAUUACGGAUAAAAAUUCCAGCUAG
This is a messenger RNA of Cotesia congregata, 3465 nucleotides long. The record is from the annotation of a GenBank genome assembly. Lineage: Eukaryota; Metazoa; Arthropoda; Insecta; Hymenoptera; Braconidae.